Messenger RNA from Peronospora matthiolae, 1035 nucleotides. Lineage: Eukaryota; Oomycota; Peronosporomycetes; Peronosporales; Peronosporaceae. The record is from the annotation of a GenBank genome assembly.
AUGAAAGGGGUCGAGCGCGUCUUCCACCGGAGUAUGCGGCGUGGCGCGUACUUCGCAGCAGGCAAUGGCUCAGCGGUAAUCCACAUGCAGCGCUUCUCUUCACCGAGCACUGAAGCGUUUUCUGGGUCGAGUGCGAUGCCUAGAAGUCACGCAACGCGCGUUUCUAUCGCCAUGACGUUGGCUGUGGGAGGCGCUUUACUGGCUCUUGCCGUUGAUAACGAGGCCCAGAGCAAGCAGAACGAAGACGCGGAAAUUGAUGAAAAAGCAGAUGGGUACACUGUGAAUCCGAUCCAGCAUGUCGCAGCACUGCUGCGUCUGUACGAGCAGAUUGACCAGAACAUGAGUGUCUUUGCUGCGCGGAUGUUGGAGGACCUGGAAAAGCGCGUCGAGCAGGAGAAGAAGGAACACGGCGGUAAACUGAAGCUGUCGCCGGGUCAACGUGCUCUUCAAAUGAGUAUGGAAUUCGAGUCGACGCUGGAGAAGGUGCAGGACGCAGUCUUUCGCAACAAUUACGUGACCAAGAAGCAGGUGCAGGAAGCCAUGCAGCAGCUCGUGUCAGGCACGUUGAAAGGCGGAGGUUUGGAUGGAAAAAUAUCGGUUGCUGAAGCAGAGACGAUUGACGACUUUGUGAGGAAGCUUGGACGUCUGCGAUGGAAAGUGACGGGCUCACGCGAGCCGCUGAUCCGUGGCACAAAGGCGGCGCGGACGGUGCCAGGAGUCAAGCCUAGCGUUGAGGUAUCGGCGGUGAUACGUGUAAUGGAGGAGCUGAUCCCGUCACUGACGAGCGAGAUGGAAACGAUCGUUACGGAGCUGCGCAAGCAGAAGCUGACAGGUGUAGAAUUCCACCACCAACUUUCCCAGCAGUACAUCAAGGCGUCUGGAGUAAUGACCGAAAAGAUCUGCGAGAAGUUCGAGCUAGACCCGAAAGCUUUUCAAGCUGCGCUGAUGUACUACGAAGACAAUGCCUUAGUCGAAAAGGCACUGGCAAAGCUCGCUGCGCAACAGCAGAAGAGGUUCAAGGAGCUUGGCUUGUAA